This is a messenger RNA of Chanos chanos (milkfish), 1261 nucleotides long. It is a transcript of the gene c1d, whose product is annotated as C1D nuclear receptor corepressor. The record is from RefSeq and is a predicted model, not a curated record. Gene Ontology annotation, biological process: maturation of 5.8S rRNA; regulation of gene expression. The transcript has 5 exons. The coding region runs from base 45 to 485 and encodes 146 amino acids. Gene Ontology annotation, molecular function: RNA binding; DNA binding. Gene Ontology annotation, cellular component: exosome (RNase complex); nucleolus. NCBI's taxonomy places the organism in Eukaryota, Metazoa, Chordata, Actinopteri, Gonorynchiformes, Chanidae.
ACAACGUGUUAUUGCUGGCUUCGUAUAAGUCAAGGUAGUUAAAGAUGGCCAACGAAGAUUCCAUGGAGGACUAUCCCACGGAGAUCGAUGAGUACCUGACUGGAUUCGAUUCUUCUGUUAACGAUGUACAGAAUGUGGUUCAACAUCUAUUAACAGUGUCCAAGAGCGACCUUCUCUUGAAGUUAGAUCCACUGGAGCAAGCCAAACUGGAUCUGAUGUCUGCCUAUGCCCUAAACUCACUUUUCUGGAUGUAUUUAGUGACACAAGGAGUAAACCCGAAAGAGCAUGGAAUUAAACAGGAACUGGAGCGAAUCAGAACAUACAUGAACAGAGUGAAAGAGAUCACUGAAAAGAAGAAGGCAGCACGGCUGGACAAGGAGGCAGCAUCUCGCUUUCUGAGAAGUGCAUUGUGGGAAGCUGAUGAGGGCAAAUCAAAAGCCAGUACGGAGCAUUCACAUCAGACCAAGCACAGGAAACUUAACUGAUGCAGCUGGACUGAGAACUGCAUGUUUUUCCAUGGACUCUAAGGAAGAGGCCUCAAUUGGGACUGAAGAGAGAUGCAGACUUUCAUUUCCUCGAGAAUACAAACGGACUUGUGUAUUUAUAAGGAAGAAAUUAAGUUCAAUAAAUGUUUUGGCUGUGAGAUGCAUCUUGACAGUCACUAUGUCGGUUUCAACUCUUUGACAAAUGAUAUGAUUUAAUUUGCUUUUUCAUUUAAUUUAAUUUUUUUUUUUUUUUUAGGAAAAUAAACUCAUUUAAGGAAUUCCAAAACACAAUGAACAGAUUGAACAGAUAUUUGAUGUCAAAAAUACAAAAAUAUGACAAUUUCUUCAUCAUAUCAUACCAUUUUCCACUUAGGACACAGGAAUGAAAAAUUAAAUUUGUGAAUAGGUAUGAAUAUAUGUGUGCACUUGAGUGCAAUAUUAGUGUUGAAUAUCUUGUACCUAUAGGUGACUAACGACAUUCCAUUGUUGGUUAAAGUUGCGGUCUUUUUGAAAGCAGACAUCCACUGGCUCUCACUGCUUCCCAUGGAUUUAUGGAACGGUGGAGUCUUAGUUAACAUUCACUCUCAUGUCAUGCAAACCCCUACAGUUUUUGAUCACUGCUGUCAAUCGUGUGUGUUUUUUCAGACUGUUUCAUAGUUGACAGAUUCUUGGAUGUCUAAAUUAAAACCAAUGUCUGUGGUUAGUAAACCAUGAAUCUGCUGACUGUUCCUGAAAUGACAGAUCUGUAUACAGCCAAUAACAGAUGCAUGAACAUU